This is a messenger RNA of Daucus carota subsp. sativus, 918 nucleotides long. RefSeq names its product major strawberry allergen Fra a 1.07-like. NCBI's taxonomy places the organism in Eukaryota, Viridiplantae, Streptophyta, Magnoliopsida, Apiales, Apiaceae. Gene Ontology annotation, biological process: abscisic acid-activated signaling pathway; defense response. The record is from RefSeq and is a predicted model, not a curated record. The coding region runs from base 196 to 678 and encodes 160 amino acids. Gene Ontology annotation, cellular component: cytoplasm; nucleus. Gene Ontology annotation, molecular function: protein phosphatase inhibitor activity; signaling receptor activity; abscisic acid binding. The transcript is spliced from 2 exons.
GUAGCUUAAUAAGAAUGAACAAACACCAGAAUAUAUGUUCCCAUUUGCCGUAGUGACUUGUCAUGGCAUUACAUAAGGAGAUCUCUGCUUAUCCUAUAAAUACUAUCCUCACACAAUAUUACCAAAACCAACUCAAGAAAUAUUCUUUGAUUUGGCUUAAUCUAUUAGUUUUCACCCCAACCUUACGUAAACAACAUGGGCUUUGCAAGCUUCACCGAUGAGUACACUUCCCCUAUUGCUCCAUCAAGGCUAUUCAAGGCCUCCAUCGUAGACUCUCACAACUUAAUUCCAAAACUGUUGCCGCAAGGUAUUAAGAGCAUUGAGCAUAUUCAAGGUGAUGGGGGAGCCGGAAGCAUCAAGCAGAUCAACUUCAUUGACGGUCGCACUUUCAAUAGUGUGAAGUACCACAUUGACGAGCUCAGUGAAGAUAAGUACACAUAUAACUAUACUCUGUUGGAAGGCGAUGCUCUGGUGGAAAAUCUUGAAAAAAUAACUUACGAGGUCAAGUUUGAGUCCUCUCCUAGUGGUGGUACCAUCUCUAAGGUAACGAGUAAGUACUACACUAAAGGAGAAUUCAUGCUUAAGGAAGAGGAUAUUAAGGCCGGCAAGGAGAAGGUUUUAUCGAUGUAUAAAGUUGUUGAAGCCUACCUCAUCCAGAACCCUGAUGCCUAUGUCUAGAUCUUUUGUCUCCAAAAUUGUUAUAAUCUCUCCAAGAGGUUUACACGCAGCCUGUCUUGUUGUUUUCAUUUUGAUUUUUACUUUUCUAUUGUUCUGGAAUAAGGAGACUUUGGUUCUGAGCUGUGUCUUAACCAUAUAAAGUCAUCAGUCAUGUCUUAGUUCUGUAUUUCAGUGUUUACAUCCUGAAAAUAAGAAAACCUCUUGUUAAAUCAUUUUUGUUAUCAGAGAUUGAAAGCUUUU